UAGCUGGCUUGAUGGAGGCAUGGGAGAUGGAAAAGUUGUUCGCGAGCUAGUAGCCGACAGCAGCAAGCCACCAAACUUGGAAAAAGAAAUGUGGGAGAUGGAUAAAUGGAAGUUUAAGCGUGGUUCUCAGUUACUGUUCUUCAGUAAGGUGACAGGAAAGUCUGUCAAACUGAAACCUGAUGGAUCAGUGGAAGCUACAGGUGAUAUUGAUGGAAAAGACAAAACAGCUAUUUGGGAGGCUGACAAAACUCGAAACAAUAUCUACGUCUUCAGAAAUGUCGUUGUUCCAGAUCGUCAUCUUUGUAUCGAAACCAACAGAAUCACUGGUCAAGGUAAGGGAGGAGCAAACUGUGAGUUCAAAGUUCGUAUCCAACCAGACCGUACUGUGGUUCUUGAAGCAGCAAGGGGUAAUGUACAGAUCGCUACUUUCCUACAGUCUGGCAAGCCUGGUGAUUCUAGAGGACCUUCGAUUGGCCCAUCAAGGCAGCUCCACUGUUAUGUCAAGGGUGCUUUUCGUGAUGAUGGUAUAGUGUUAUUCUAUACAUCAAGAAUUCAAGUCUUUACCGUUGAUCAAGAUGGUAUAUGCAUGGCGACAGGAGGCAAGAGUGAGGAUGCAUACUGGCGGAUUCACAAAGUCAAAGAUGGUGGUGUUCGUAUGUUUGAAAGCAUUCAGUGGCCAAAAAACUUCCUACAGAUAAAGAAUGGAUACUGUAAUGGACAGGGCACUGGAGAUGAGUUUUGCCAUUUUGUUGUGACAAAAUACAAAGAAAAGGGAUUCGUGACUUUGACAUCCAUGCAAGCCAAGGGCCAGUGUGUUGGAUUUCUCCCAGAUGGUGUUACCAAGCCGACGGUUGACACCGGCGAAAAUAAUGUGCGGCUGUAUCCAGAAGUUAUACAGUUUGGAAAACAAAAGGAUGAAGAGCCACCAAAAAAGAAACGGGGAAAAAAGAAGAAACCAGAUCCAGUGGCAACUCCACCUUUAACAUCACCAGAGGUUGAACAAUUUGAAGAUGGUGAUUGGAAAGUGUUUGUUAAAACUGGUAAAAUGGGUACUAACGAGACUGUCGUACUGGUUGUGUAUGGUGAUAAAAAGGUCUCUGAACCCUUUCAGUUGGGUACAGGAGGGGAACUAUUUCAGCCUAGUCAAGAAGAUGAAUUCAAGGUCAAUUUAUUAGAUAUUGGUGACAUAUACAAAAUCAGAAUUGGACUUGAAUCUGAAAAUCCCACUCAAGGAUCCUGGCAACUCAAUCAAGUAAAAAUGAAGAACAUGGCAACGAAUGAACACCUGUUCUUCAAGUUCAAGAACCGAAUGUUCUCUAGAAAUGAAGAUGAUGGCGAUGUGUGGAGGGAGCUACCAGCAGUCAGGCCAGGCAAAAGACCUCUUCCAGUUCAUAACUACCAUAUUGAGGUACACACAGGUACCGAGCCAGGCAGUGAUACCGAUGCCAACAUAUACCUCAACAUAUUUGGUCAGAAAGGAGAUACAGGUAAAAGGCUUCUACAUCGUUCAAACCAAGAAGAGAAAUUCCAAGAAGGACAAAUUGAUGUGUUUGAGCUACAAUCAGUGACUGUAUUAAAGCCUAGUAAGGUUAUUGUAGGGCAUGAUGGGAAGGGUGCUGGUGCAGGAUGGUACUUAAAGCAAGUCAUCAUAAAGGAAAGCGUAGAUGCUAAAACAGAGUACAUCUUUACAUGCAACAGAUGGCUUGAUGAAGGUCAGGAUGACAAUGCAAUUGAGAGAGAAUUAGAACUAACAGAAAUUAAAACAGUUCAAGCCAAUGAUUGGCAAAUCUAUGUAACUACUGGUAGCAACUCAGACUCAGGUACACUUUCAAAGGUAACUCUCUAUGCAUAUGGUGACAAAGGUGUGGAAGAUGUAGUGCUACUUCCAGAACAUGGAAAAGGGUUUCAAGUUGGAACAAUGGAAGAAUUCAAGGUAAAUCUUGGUGAUAUUGGAAUGUUGUACAAGAUCCGUAUUGGUCAUAACAACGGACAAUCAGAAGGCAGCUGGUACUUAAAGACAGUGAAGAUGGUCGAUCUAUUUGAAGGUGGCGAGCUGAACUUUGAGUUUGAUCGCUGGCUGUCAAGGGAACAUGAUGACCUGGAUACAUGGAGGGAACUUCCUGCAGUCAUUCCAGACAAAAAACCUCUUCCAAUUACUAAGUAUUAUGUAAUGGUAUGGACCGGUAGCAGUGAAGAGGCUGAAACUAAUGCAAAUGUUUUCAUGAAUAUUCAUGGUAAAUAUGGUGAUACUGGCAGGAGGCUACUUGUAAAAUCCAAGAACAAUGAACAAAAAUUCAAAUCGGGUCAGAUGGAUGUAUUUGAAAUCGAGGCUGUAUGGCUUGGAAAGAUAUCAAAGGUUGUUCUUGGGCAUGAUGGGAAGUCUGCUGGUGAUGGUUGGUUUGUUGAAAGGGUGACCAUCAAGGAUUCAAAGGCAGCCAAAAAUGAAGUGUACUUUCCAUGCAGGAAAUGGUUUGAUGUUGAAAAAGCUGACAAGAAGAUAAGACGAGAGCUGCUUCCAGGGAAACCGCCUACAAUUCCUAAGCCAGUCAGUCAAGAAGAAGUGGAAGUAGGAACAACAACUAUGAUAGUAAAAUGGAAGAAGCCAGCUUGCGAAUUAACAGGCUACUGUGUCAAAUGUAUGCCAGCCAAAAUUGAAAACCCAGUGAUUACCAUAAAGAAUCCAAACAUCACUCAAGCUGAGUUCAGAGAACUCACUCCAGGAAAAGAGUACGUUGUUGACAUCAUCUCACUGAACCAGGAUCUAGAGGGGGAUGCUGUUACAAUCAGUGCUACUUCAAAACCAAAUCCACCAACUAAUGGUGAAAUAAAAGCAUCCUUUCGUUCAAUAACUGUAAAUUGGGACUCACCCGAUGAAGGAAAUUGCACUGGUUACAAGGUCAAAUUAACUCCAUCUGACUCCAAAAAGUCAUCUAUCAAAAUGGAUGUUACUAAGAGAUCUGCUGAAUUCCAAGGCCUCACACCUGGCAAGAAGUAUCGUGUUGAGAUAAUGGCACUAAGUGAUGAAGCAGAGAGUGAAAAGUUAGUCCUCAGAGAAACAACAAAAAUCCCUGAAGUUGUUUUACUACCUGUAAUGGAUGCUGUCUCAAUACCAGCUACUACUUCCAUUGAGGUGUCAUGGAGUCGGCCAGAAGGGACUUUGAACGGCUACCAACUGAAGUUAGAUCCUCCUGAGGGAGAUGAUCCUGAACAGACUAUCAACACACCAGCUUGCACUGAAGCCAAGUUCACAGGGUUGUCACCUGGUAAAGAGUAUCAAAUUGAAAUUGUUACUACAUUUGACUUCAAGAAAAGUGAUGCUGUCAAAUUAAAUAUUCGAACAAAGUCCAUGUCAGAUCAGGUACGUGAUCCAAAAACAGACAGCACUCGGAAGACAAUCGUUGUUGGUUGGAAAAAACCGGAGCAGGAUUGUGAAGGAUAUCGUGUUACGAUCACUCCACCUGACUCUGAUCAGAAUGAAGUUGUUAUAAAAGACCCACAAGAGGUGAAGGCAACAUUCAAUGGAUUAUCACCAGGACGUGAAUACACCCUCUCCAUAUAUACUACAAAUGGAGAAGUAGAGAGUGAAUCAGUGGAAGUGAUCAAACAUACAAAACCUCAUGAAGUGAUAAAUGCAGCAUCAGAGGCAACAUCAAAAUCAAUUACAGUGCAUUGGGAUCGUCCCUCUGGUGAGCUUACUGGCUAUAAAGUAGUUUGUUUGCCACUUGUCUCAGGUCCAGAGCCUUCAAACCGAACCAAGAGUGAUCUCACAUCCGUUAAACAGUCACCAGGUGUAAAAUAUGAACGAAGCAAAACUGACAUGUCUUCUUCAGACAAGAGUCGAUCAAGAAGUCGAGCAGGUGAAAGAGAGAAGAGCAAAACAGGUGAACGAUCAAAAGAUGAGAAAAAGAGUGAAAGAUCAAAGAGCAGAACUGAUGACAGGUCAAAAAGCCGAACUGGUGAGAGAUCAAAAAGCAGGACUGGUGAAAGAUCCAAGAGUAGAACUGGUGAAAGAUCCAAGAGUAGAACUGGUGAGAGACCAAAGAGCAAGACAGGAGAUAAAAGCAGAAGUGAUGGGAAGUCAAAAAGUAGAGCUGAUGAUAAAGCGGGUGAGAGGUCUAAGAGUAGAAUUGAUGUAAAGGGCAGCAGUAGACGAGGCAGUGUAGCCUCUGUGUCUUUAAGAGAGAAUCAACCUGACUUCAGAAAAGCCAUCACAAUCAAUGUGGAUGAGAAGACAACCAGAACAAAGAUCAAUGACUUGGAAGGAGGUUGUCAAUACAUAAUCGACAUCUUUACAGUAGCUGGUGAACAGGAGAGCAAGAGUGUUAAUCUCAAACAGCGAACCAAGCCUGAGGUUGUCCAGGAGGCCAAAGUGGAGCCACUGACCAAUUCAAUGACCUUCACUUGGCAAUCACCAGAUGGAAAGUUCACCCAUUACCAAGUGAACUUUGGUCUUUCUGGUUCUGAUGAUGUAGAAAUCAGAAUUCUUGAUCGUGAUAGGACAAAGAUAACUUUCUCAGAACUUGAGCUUGAUCGAGAAUAUACCGCUAAUAUUUUCACUUUAGUUGGGGAUGUUCAGAGUGAACCAAUAACUUUAAUUGACAAAACGUAUUCUACAGGAAAGCCUAUGCCAGUAGUAGAAGGAAAAACAGAAAGUACUGUGAAUUCCAUCACUGUAACAUGGAAAAAGCCAGAGGGAAAUUUCACAGAGUUCAAAGUUGAAUGUGUCAUGGCUGACAGUAAAGAGGCUAAACCAGUGGAGAGAAUGGUAGCAGCAAACACAUUUAAGGCAGAAUUCAUAGACCUUGAACCUGGAAAAGAAUACGAUAUCCAAAUUUGGUCAUUAGAUAAGGAGUUACCUAGUGAGCCUGUACAAUUGAAGGCAAAAACAAAAUCUGACAAACCAGAAACACAGGGUGAAUGGACUGUAAUUAUCAAAACCUGUGAGGACUCAAAACCAGUUAACAAUGGAUUAGUUCAUCUUGUUGCUUAUGGAAAAGAUGGAAAAUCCGAGAAACUUCUACUCACUGAAGAGGAAGAGCAUAAAUUUUUUGAAGCUGGAACUAAUGAUGAAUUUGAGAUCAAUGUUGGUAAAAUUGGUGAAAUUUACAAGAUACGUGUCGGCAUGGAAGAUGAACAUUCUUGGGAAGGCUGGCACCUUAAUGAACUCUGUAUGAUAGACAAACACACCGAAGAAAAAUUAACAUUUGCAUUUGACCGUUGGAUGUCUCGGACUGAAGACGAUUUUGAUAUUGUCCGCGAAUUGCCUGCUGUACGUGAGAAUCAAGACGUGCUGCCUGUGAAUGUUUACCAUGUAACAUUAGAUGUUGGUGAUCAUUUAGCAUGCUACACUGAUGCUAACGUUUGGAUUGUGUUGCACGGUGAACGAGGUGACUCAGGCAAGCGACUCCUGUACCAUGCACUUGAGGAACCACGAUGGAAGUUUAUGAAGAGUCAGAAGGAUACAUUCAAAGUAGAAGCAGUUGCUUUGGGAGAGAUCAAGAGGGUUGAAGUAUCACACAACGGUGUAGGCUAUGGUGCUGGAAUGUUUGUUGAACACUUUGUGAUAAAAGAGAGUGCUGAUGCUAAAGAAGAAUUGUAUUUCCAGUGUAACAAGUGGCUUGAUGACCAUGUAGCAGAAAGGAAGACGGAAAUGUCAUUUAAACUUUUUGGUGCACGACCUGUCUAUUUAGAAGAUGAUAAGGAAAAGGAGCCUGCUGAGUCAAAAGGAACAUGGAAAGUCACUGUUAAGACCAGUGAUCUUCCUGAUGCCGGAACAAAGGCCAAAGUUUAUUUGACUCUCUGUGGAGUAAAAGGUGAUUCUGAGCCGCGUCAUUUAGAUCUGGAUGAAUUUGUGCCCAACGGAGAAGGCACUAUCAUUGUUGAUUUUGGUGAUGUUGGUGAAGUCAAAAAAGCUCGACUGACUCAUGACAAUUCAGGAGAAAACCCCAAUUGGCAUGUCAAUGAGAUUAAAAUUGAAGAUGAAGUAACUAAAGAACUUUAUACAUUCCGCUUUGAUUCCUGGUUAUCACAUGAUCAACGAGGUUAUGACGUUCUUGAAAUGCCAGUUAUUGUGCCAGAUGUGGAACCACCACAAGUUUUUAUGUAUCAACUUUGCACUUUAACCAACAAAGAAGAAGACGCUGACACUGAUGGAAAAGUUAGUGUUACCAUAUAUGGUGAUGAUGGCAACACCGGCAAGAGGACGCUGGUUAAGUCAAACAAAGAAACACCCUUUUUAUACGGACAGGUGGAUAAGUUCCUGAUCAAUUCAGUUUCAAUAGGAAAACUCGAGAAAGUUGUCUUCCAUUUCCAAACAGACGUUGAUCAAGAAGCGUGGUUACUAGAUUAUGCAACAGUUAGCGUUGAUAGGUUUUCCAUGGUAGAGACAGUGUUCCCUUGUUAUGAUUGGCUGGGCCUGAACCCAACUACGGGUCAGGCGCUCUUUGAGAAGGAACUCAAGGCUGGAGAUGAAAGACCAGUAGAGACCAUCAUAGAGGAUGAUGGAGAACCACUGGAUGAUGGAGAGUCCUAUUCAAGUGGCAAAUGGUUGGUCUGGGUGACAACGGGUAGAGACGAUGAAAUGGGUACUGAUGCCAAUGUCACUAUUCAAGUUUAUGGUAACAAGGGCUCAAGUAAGGUGCUACCACUAAAGAAGGAUGAUGAUGACAAUCCGGACAAUGAUAACAAGAAGGACGAUGAUAAUAAGAAGGAUGACAAUAAAGAAGAUGAGCAAGAAAAUGAGAAUGGUGUUGAGAAAGCAACUAAGUUUCCACCUGGGUCUGUUGAACAAUUUGAGAUUGAUGUCGGUGAAAUUGGUUCGCUCUACAAGAUUCGAAUUGCUCAUGAUAACAGUAACAAGAACCCUGAUUGGUUUAUUGAAAAGAUAAAAAUGAAAGAUAAGGAUACACACCAAGAAUUCCACUUCUUUGCAAAUCGUUGGUUAAGAGAGCCUGUUGAUAUCAAUGCUGUUGAUGAGGAUGAGAAGGGGAAAAUAGAUGAAGCAAAGAAAGAAAUAGAAGACAAGGAUCAAGCCAAAGAAGAUGAAGGUAAAAAUAAUGAAGAGGAAAAUAAGAAAGAAGAAGAAGAAGAAGAGGAAGAUUUGAUUGAUGAUAUUUGUCUAGAGUUGGCAGCCAUCCGUCCAGAUGCACCAGUUCCAUUGGUUCACAAAUAUGAGGUUGCUGUUCACACGGGUAACCGUGGAGCAUCCUGGACUGACACACAGCCUUACAUUGUUGUCUGUGGAGAGAAAUGCGAUACUGGUCAACGGCAACUGAAGCGUUUAGACAUGUCAAAAUUGGAUAAGAAACACAAAUUUGGUAGAAAUGAGGUGAACACAUUCUUGAUAGAAGCUGUAGACUUAAUAAGACCUAAUAAAUUGAUUCUUGGUCAUAAUGAGAGAGGAUAUGGUGCAGGUUGGUUUGUGGAGAAGGUUGUCAUCAAGGAGAGUACAGACUCACCAACUCAGUUUGUCUUUCCAUGUCAAAGGUGGUUUGAUGAUGGAGUUGAAGAUGGAAAACUAGAACGUGAGAUAAAGCUGCUAGGUGAAGUUGAGUGCACUGAGAAAUCAACAACCAAAGGAAACUGGAAAGUGUCUGUGAGAACCAACAUGAAAUCUUCAGAUGAUAUGGACUCGAAGGUGGCUCUGAUUGUGUAUGAUGAUAGAGGUCAGUUUUUGCGUCAUCCUUUACUGAAGGGUGAGGUGGAAGACAAGAAGCUGUUUGAUCCAGGGACUCAGGAUAACUUCAAGAUAAAUGUCGGAAACAUUGGAGCUAUAAGUAAAGUGAGAAUUGAAGUUGACCAGUCUGAAGAUGAUCCAAAACUGUAUGUUGAAUGGAUCAAAAUGGUUGAUGAGGACACAGAUGAAAAUCUGAAGUUUGAAUUUCCUUCGCGGAUAAAAUUGUGCAAAGAGGCUGCAGCGAUUAGAGGUGGAAAUACACCAGAAACAGUUGUAACUUACAAAGUCCAAUGUCACACUGGAAACACUGACGACUCAGGAACUGAGACCAAUGAAAUAUAUAUGACCAUAUUUGGUAGUAAAGGAGAUACUGGUCGACGACUACUAUCUCAGUCCAACAAUUUUGAUAAGUUCAAGAAAGACCAGGUUGAUAUUUUUGAAAUUGAAGCUGUACCACUUGGUAAAAUCCAUACGAUCCAAGUAGAGAACCAAUCAAAUGAUUGCUGGUUUCUAAAGCAAGUACUGGUCACACAGGAUGGCAAGAGUGAUGAUAAAACAAACCAAGAGAAGAAUAAGUUGAAAUUUGAUUGUUUAAGCUGGAUAGGAACUGAAGGAGAAAAAGAAAAUGAUGAAAAAGACGAUGAUGAUGAUGAAGAUCGAAAUCUUCAGCCUAUUAAAUCUUUUUUUGUGGAAGAAAAUUGGACAUGCUUUGUUACCACAAGUGAUCUGCCUGAUUGUGGGAUGGAUAAGAAACUUUCGUUGGUAGCAUAUGGUGACAAAGGCAAGUCCAGUGUCAUGGUCCUUGAUAAUGGCAAGGACGACAACUAUGAACCAGGAAAGCGAGCAGAAUUUAAGGUAAAUCCUGGAAAUUGGUUUGGUGACUUACUCAAGCUGCGUGUAGAGUUGUUUGAUGAAUCUGAGGAAAAUAACAACCAAAAUGAUACCAGCAAGAUAUCCUGGCAUCUGAAAGAGAUUGAAAUUGUAGAUGAAGCCUCUGAAACAAAACAUAAAUUUGAGUUUAAUAAAUGGUUCUCAAAUGAGAAAGAGGACAGUGAUGUCAUCAAUGAGUUACCUACCUUGAUAAAGGGACGUGACCCCUUACAAUUGGUCAACUACAAACUGGAUUUCCACACAGGAUCUGAUGAGGAAGCCGCUACUGAUUCUGAUGUUUGCGUUACGAUAUUUGGUUCAACAGACACAGGCUCCAGGAAACUUCACAAGACUAUAAAUGGAGGAGAAAAGUUUGACAAACCAGAAAAGGUUGAUUCGUUUUUAUUUGAAGCUGUAUCGGUCGGUCAAAUAAAAUAUAUCUUAAUUCAAAAGGCUUCGGGAAAACCAUGGCAAUUAGAAAAGGUUGUUGUCAAAGAAGGUCAAUAUACAAAUCAGGAAAUGGUUUUUAAUUACAACAACUGGCUUGGUAGUGCGGAAUCACCUGAAGAAGAUGCAUCUCUUCAACUGCAGACUUAUCAAGUUCAGCCCAGUGUGUUUGUGGAUCCAGACAUAACAGAAGCAAAACCAAAAACAGAUGGAAACUGGAAGUUGAUAGUCUCAACUGGUGAGAAUGUUGAUGGUAAGGAAGCUGGAACAUCAGCUAAGGUGAUGUUGACUGUCAUUGGUACCAGUUCGUGCUCAGAUCCAGAGGAGCUUGGCCAAGAUAAUCCUACAAAAUUCCAAGCAGGAACAACCGAUGAAUUCAAUGUAUCUUUAAAAGAAAUUGGAAGAAUUUGGAAACUACGAUUUCACCUUGAGAGCGAAGAAGAUAAUAAAUCAUGGUUUGUAGAAAAGAUUAAAAUGAAAGAUGAAGACACCAAUGAAGAGUUUAGUAUGAGGUUGAAUAAAUGGGUCGGUGGCUCGGAUGGAAAGUCUAAUGCUAUGCUUGAGGUGCCUGCAGUUUGGCCAGAGCUUGAAGAGCCACAAGUGAUGCAAUAUGUCACGACUAUCACCACAUCGGAAAUGGAAGACUCCGAUACUACUGCCAAUGCAUAUAUCAUCAUUACUGGAGAGAAAAGUGAUUCUGGUAAAUGCUGGCUUACAAAGUCAAAUCAAGAUGUAAAAUUUCAAAAGGGACAAGAAGAUGUGUUUGAAAUUGAGGCUGUUGGACUCGGAGAAGUCAAGCAGGUUACCCUAGGUCAUGAUGGAAAGGAUAAAGAAUCAGCUUGGUUGGUUGACAAAGUGACUAUUAAACCUGUUAGUCCUGAAGAUAUCAUUAAGGAAACGGACAAACAAAAAGAGAGAGAAGAUGAUAAAAAGGAGGAAGAAGAUGAUGACAACACAUUGUGUUUCCAUUGUCCUGAUUGGUUGUCAGUAGAUUCAGAGGACCAAAAGACAGAAAGGGUUUUGCAACCAUUACUUGAAGAAGACUGGAAAAUCCUGAUUACAACCGGUGAUGAGGAGAAUGCUAGCACUCAUGCAAAGGUCUCCAUGACAAUAAUUGGUAGUAAAGACUCCUCCAAUGACCUUGUACUUAGCGAUGACCCCAAUGGCACAUUCUUCGACAUUGACAAUACUGCUGAAUUCCAGAUUGGCUUGAAUGACAUUGGUAAACUUUACAAGAUUCGUGUCUCUCAUGACAACAGUGGAGAUGACCCGUCAUGGCUGUUAGGUCAGGUUGUCAUGCAGAAAAUGUCAUCUAAAGAAAGUAUCACUUUUGAUUGCAACAAAUGGCUGUCCCGUGACCAUGACAAUGGUGAAGUGGUUCGAGAGUUUCCAGCUGUACAUCCAGAUAAAGAUGCUCCACCAGUUAUUGAGUACAAAGUACAAGUAGAUACCGGGGAUGAGGAAGGGGUAGACAUGACAGCUAAUGCCUACAUCAUUAUAUAUGGAGAGAAUGGAGAUACCGGAAAGAGAGACUUGUACAAAAAUGUUGAAGAUAAGGCAAAAUUCCAAAAAGGCACAACUGACACAUUCAUCAUAGAAGCAGUCUCCCUUGGAAAGCUUAAGAAGUGUGUCAUAGGUCAUGAUGCUGAAGGUCAACAAUCAGAUUGGUUUGUGGGAAGGGUCAUGAUCAAAGAAACAGAAGCUGCUGAACAAGAAUUUGUCUUUGAAUGUAAUAAGUGGAUUUCUGAUGAUAAAGAUGACAAGAAAACAGAACGAGAAUUGGAGGUAGCCACUGAAGCAGAAGACAGUAGUAAUACAGAUGAUAAAAAGGAAGAAAAUGGUGAUGAAGGUGAUGAUGAUAAGAAAGAAGAAAAUGAUGAUAAAGAUGAUGAUGAUGAUGAAAAGAAAGAAGAAAAUGAUGAUGAUAAGAAGGAAGAUGAAGAUGAUGAUAAAAAAGAUGAAAAUGAAGAAAAUAAGGAUGAAGAUGAUAAGAAAGAUGAAUCAGAUGAUAAAAAGGAUGAUAAUGCCGACAAUGAUGAUGAUAAGGAGGAUGAAUCAGAUGAUAAAAAAGAGGAAUAGAAAAUAUUAUGUAAUGUAGUAAAGUAAAAUGAGGGCGAAGUUAAACUUGCAUCUUCAAAAAAAACAUGAUCAAAGUAAUGUGAAUAAAUAUAUUAAUGCACAAACAUUUAAAAUUUAUUUUAUAAAUCAUUAGAUCAUCAUGAACAAACACAAUCUUUGUUUACAAGAUUACUACUUGCAAUCAUUUCUAUUUAUGUAUUUAAAUAUAUAUAUAUAUUUUAUUACAUAUUUUGUAUGUUUACGGGUUUGAAAGUACUAUGUAGUUAAGGGUUCCAUGAUCAGGGCUGAGCAGAUUGGGAUAGCAGCUUUUGGAGGUCUGCUAACAUUGACAAUGAACCAGUGUUUGUGAUAUCAAUGUCCCGAAUAGACAUUGAAUGCAGAGAAAAUUUUUAUCAUUUUAUAUCAUUUUAAAUUUCUUUUGCAACAUAAUAAAUAUUUCUAGUCCAUUGUAAAAUAUACUCCAUUAGAAAAGAACACCAAGAUCAGAUCUAGUAUUUAUUAUACACUUCAGUAAUUGCUUAUAAUGGAUUUUACCAAAGACACAUACGACAAAUAAUAUUGCAAAUUAUUAUAUGUAUAUGAAAUAUAAUUCAAUUUAAUUAUUUCUAUCGCUCAAAACUUCACUAAUAUUAAUCCUGUAGAAACAUAAUUUUAAAAGUAUAAGUUAUGGAAUAUAAGCUUUGAUUAAAAUUUUAAAAUUAUUUUAUGUAUAGAAUAGGUACUGUAUAUAUGCUUUCAUGUAUAUACUAAUUUGCAAAGUUUACUUCACAGAGUUUAUGCCACUUGUCUUGCAUAAUAAUAAUAUCACCAUGUAUUAGUUUAGAUGCAAUUGAAUUAAUCCAAAUAUUGAUGAAAGGUGAAUUGGCAAUCAAACAAUACAAUAAACAUACUGCUAUUGUUAGCAAUCUUUUUUUUUUGAGAACACUAUCAUCGACAAAUACCGAUUGACUCUUGCUAACCCUUAUGCAGUGGUGGCGCCUGAAAUUCCAGUAGGCUUCUUCUCCGACAGGGGUUCAGUCUUGCCCAUUGGAGAAAUUCUUUGCACCCCCCACCUGGACCCCCUACUGUGCUACCACUGCCCUGUUCAAGACUUGGCUCCUUGACUGGGUUGAUACACACAAAUGAUCAUCUUUAUUCCUCGUGUAUAUAUACUGUAAUGCCCUUGCGUGUUAUACAUUGAAUAUACAAAAUAAUUAUCUCUGCGUUUAUUAGUACAUAUUAGCAUGUAACAACCACAUCAUCCUUAUGCAAUUUACAGUUAAAUUGCUGUUCUUGCACAAGUGUAAAUUAAAUAAUUACCCAACGUAUAGUGUUUCAUGUGUGAAAAAAUAUAAAUUACCACAGUAUUAGUUAUAUGUGUGAUUUUGUUGUCAUUCGUAGGCAGUAGUGACCCUGUAAUAAUAAUUAGUGUCAUGCUUUCUGCUUCAUAAUUUUAGUUGUAUAAUUACAGUAUAAAUCACACGAUAUCCAUGAAUUUUGUGUAUUAUGCAAUAAUUUUAUUCAGAUAAUGUGUACUAUUGAAAAAUCAAGCUUAGCAUAAUAGCAGUGGUUAUUUUUAGACCAGUCUUCAACCAAUUCCUAAUUCUGAUUGGAUACUAUUGUCUUAAUGCAAUUCAUAUAUACAAUAACAUCCAAUCAGAAUUAGGAAUUUGUUUAAGACUGGUGUAACAAUAACCACUGCCUAUUAGUUGGUAACAAAAGGAACUUGAAUUCCAAUCCUAAUUUGAACAAAUAUGUUUUUCUUAACAAAUUAAAUAUCUAUGUAAAAAAAGUGUGUUAAUUAGUGUUGGAAAUGAUAUUACAAUUGCUAUUAUUUGAGUUUCAGUUUUAAUAUUUGUAUUAUUUAUUUGUUAUUUUAUAAUAUGCUAUUGCAGCAAAUCAGUACUCAUGAGGUAGUGUUAGUAUUAACGUUUCUACUGACGAACUUAAAAAUAUACUUAAGUGUACAAUGAUUGUAAAGGCAGGUAAUUCAUAAGCUUGUAUAUUUGUAAGCAAAUGCUGUUCUUACUGUAAAUGAGAUGAAUUAUACUUAAGAUAGGUCUGUAUUUUCAUACGACUUUCUAGAACCUCAGUUACUUUACUUGAAUAGUGAUAAUAUUAUAAAAUGUGAUAUAAUUAAAUGUGUGUUAUUUUCUGUUGCAAUAUCACAUCCUAGCAUAAUUGUAGCACUUACAUAAGAAGUUGAUUUUCAACAAAUGUGGUCUUGAAUAUUUUAUCUAAUUUUAAUCAGUGUGUAAAUGAUGGCCUAGACCAAUUUAAAGUCCUGUUAAUUUUAAUAUACAAUCAAAUUAAAAUGUGCAAAAUAAUUUUAGAUAGUCCUCUAGUAUAUGCCGAUAAAGACUUAGUAUAACGCAUGGAGGAGUCCUCCCCUAGUUACAUUACAGAAGCCAUUAAUGGGCAUUGUGUAUGCAAUACUCUGCUUAUUUGCUAUGUAAUUGAAUUUCAAGUUUGUGUGAUCCUCUGAAAUAAAUCUUUGUGAUGACAGA
Molecule: messenger RNA, 13557 nt
Organism: Anneissia japonica
Lineage: Eukaryota; Metazoa; Echinodermata; Crinoidea; Comatulida; Comatulidae
Product: lipoxygenase homology domain-containing protein 1-like
Exons: 61
Coding region: 20-11071 (3683 amino acids)
Molecular function (GO): protein binding
Source: RefSeq, a predicted model, not a curated record